This is a messenger RNA of Cricetulus griseus (Chinese hamster), 6723 nucleotides long. The record is from RefSeq and is a predicted model, not a curated record. NCBI's taxonomy places the organism in Eukaryota, Metazoa, Chordata, Mammalia, Rodentia, Cricetidae.
AUGGCUCUGAGCAUUGUGGGGAGUUCAGUGGUUUCCCUGCUGGACUUGGGAAAGGUCAACUUUGUAGUGUGCCAACUCUUUGCCUUGAUAGCAGCCGUUUGGUUUCGAACUUAUCUACAUUCAAGCAAAACUAGCUCUUUUAUCAGACACAUAGUUGCUACCCUUUUGGGCCUUUAUCUUGCAUUUUUUUGCUUUGGAUGGUAUGCCUUAAAUUUUCUCAUACAAAGUGGGAUUUCUUACUGCAUCAUGAUCAUAGCAGGAGUGGAGAGCAUGCAUCAAUGUUGUUUUGUGUUUGCUUUGGGAUACCUCACAGUGUGUCAAAUUACUAGAGUCUAUAUCUUUGAUUAUGGACAAUAUUCUGCUGAUUUUUCAGGCCCGAUGAUGAUCAUUACGCAGAAGAUCACUAGUCUGGCUUUCGAGAUUCACGACGGGAUGUUCCGGAAGGAUGAAGAACUGACCCCAUCGCAGAGGGGAUUAGCUGUGAGGCGCAUGCCGAGUCUCCUGGAGUAUGUAAGUUAUACCUGCAACUUCAUGGGUAUCCUGGCAGGCCCUCUCUGCUCUUACAAAGACUACAUUACUUUCAUUGAAGGCAGGCCAUCCCACAUGUCACAGUCAAGUGAGAAUGGAAAAGAAGAGCCACAGCAUGAAAGAGCAGAUCCAUCUCCAAACGCAGCAGUUACGGAGAAGCUCCUAGUCUGUGGACUCUCUUUGUUAUUUCACUUGACCAUCUCCAACAUGCUACCCGUGGAGUAUAACAUCGAUGAGCAUUUCCAAGCCACUGCCUCAUGGCCAGCCAAAGCCACCUAUCUGUAUAUCUCUCUUCUGGCUGCCAGACCUAAGUACUAUUUUGCAUGGACCUUAGCUGACGCCAUUAACAAUGCUGCAGGCUUUGGUUUCAGAGGAUAUGACAGGAAUGGAGUGGCUCGUUGGGACUUAAUUUCCAAUUUGAGAAUCCAGCAAAUAGAGAUGUCAACAAGUUUUAAGAUGUUUCUUGAUAACUGGAAUAUCCAGACAGCUCUUUGGCUCAAAAGGGUGUGUUAUGAACGAGCGACCUUCAGUCCAACAACCCAGACCUUCUUUCUCUCUGCCAUUUGGCAUGGGGUCUACCCAGGAUACUAUCUGACUUUUCUAACAGGCGUGUUAAUGACGUUAGCAGCUCGGGCUGUGAGAAGUAACUUUAGACACUAUUUCAUUGAACCCCCUCAACUUAAGUUAUUUUAUGACAUCAUAACGUGGGCAGCAACACAAAUAACAAUAAGUUACACGGUUGUACCGUUUGUGCUUCUUUCUAUAAAACCGUCAUUCACAUUUUACAGCUCCUGGUAUUACUGCCUUCACAUCUGCAGUAUCUUAGUGUUGCUGUUGCUGCCCGUGAAAAAAUCUCCAAGAGGAAAGAGCACACAGGAAAAUGUUCAGCUCUCACGGGCUAAAAAGUUUGACGAAAGAGAAAACUCUCUAGGACAAAACAGUUUUUCCUCGACAAAUAACGUUUGCAAUCAAAACCAAGACACUGCCUCUAGACACUCAUCAUUAACGCAGUGACUGGGAGAGCGCAUGAUGGCUGUUUCUCCGCCUGUGAACAGAAACCAGUCCGGACGCCUUUCCAGAGACUAACUGGGUGGAGAUGGGACAGUCUCAGAUGGGGAUUUCCUGUACACCAGAUUGGAAACGGAAUGAAAUAACCCUUCCCAUGCCAAUGUUCCUGUGGGUCACGCCUUACACAAAAUCUUUCCAUGUUUCAAUAGGGCACUCAGAUGUCAGCGUAUGCCCUCCAGGUCAUAUGUGUGCCCUGUUGUUGAAUGUACAUUGCGUAUCCCAAGGCACUAAAGAGGUGGAAAAAUGAUCAUGUCAAUCUGGAUGAUUGAAAGGUUAACUUUUUCCAAAUGAAUGUCUUGCCUUAAACCUGUCUCCUAAAAUGUUGUUCCUGGAUGUUAUUUUCAAGUGUAGUAUCGUAAGGAGACAAUUUCACUAUUUGAUGUGGUGCGCUGCAUAGUGGGAUUGAGGAGGAGGAGGUUAAACCAGAUAUUUAAGAUUGUGGGUACUUGAAAAAUGCAAUAAACAUCUCAGUAUUUGGAGGUUUUUUUGAGGUAGCUCCGAGGGCUGUGUACAUGGUAGAGCUGUAAACAGUCAGGGCUGUUAAAUUACAGGUAGCUUAUUCUGCUGGGAACUUAAUUACCUGGUGUCAGUUAGGGGGCCCUUUCAGGAGGACUUUCUUAAACAUAAUUAAAGGUUGGCAAUGUGAUAUUUUAGGCUUAUUUUCUUAAGAAAAAAAAGUAAGAGGGAAGGCGAGGAAAGCAGUCCUGAAUGAAGAAAGCACUGUGUGGUCUAGAGCCAGAGGCUUCCUCCUUCCGUGUUCAAGAUCAGUGUGACUGUGUGGGACACAAAAGUUUAGUAAGUUGAUAAUACUGUGGACUUUCUGAAGAAAUUUCUCGAGUAUAAAUUACAUAGAAUUAGAAGAGAUUAUAUGAGUAACAGUGGUAGAUUAUUUGAAGAUUUUGAAAGAAAUCUCCAGUGAUUAAGGUUAUUGUAUGGUUCAUAGGUUUCUCGUCCCUUUCAUUUUCAUUGCUAUUUGGGAAAGAUUUAUGGGAAAGAAAACUUAGUUGCUGAGUCUAAAUGACAUUUUUAAAAAUUAAUAAAUUAGUUUCUACAUUCUUCAACUUCAAGCAUUAAAAUUCUUCCGUUAAACUCUUGUUAAAAUGGGUGUUAGAUUCUAUCAAAACAAAUAUGUAUUUUCCUCUUAGGGGCCACUCUUGCCUUGAGUGACUGGGUAUGUCUUUGAUCCAACAGCAGUGUACUGUGGGCUACAGCUGUAAGUGAGGAGAGAAUUUGAGGCUGUGGAGCUGAGCCAUAGACUUGUGAGAGAAAAACUGGGCUUUUGGGCCUCUGUUAUUUGACCAAUCUUUUUGUGAAAUUUGUUUUGGUUUUGCCUUAAAUUUACAAAUGAAAUGCAAAUUAUCAGUUUACAAUGAGUUUUUUUUUGUUUGUUUUGGUCACUAGUACACUUAUGAUUAAAGUUGAAGAUUUUAGUGGAAGAAGAAAGGCAUGGGUGGUACAUUUGCUUUUCUGAAGGCAGAUUGUUUGCAUCUGAUUAGGAGAGGAGGGGGGCGGUGCACACCCCCACUCCCAGGGAAGGGGCCCAGUAAAUACUUUUUCUUAGUUUUCCCUUGUGUUGAAAUCAACCUAGCUGUAGAAUUUGAGAGGAAAGAAAAGUGUUGAUGGAGAAUAUCCGCCUGCAAAUGUCUCUGCAACUUCAUCAGUACCAUGGAGAAUCCACUCACUAUUAAAGAAAGCUAUCAAAUUCGGAGCUUAAAAAACAGCCCUAGGCAUUUCAUAAGUGAAAGCUGGAGACCCAGUAGAAACUGCUGAAGGCUUGCCAUGUCUAUCUAGCUGCUUACAAAUCACCCCCAUUUAUUCCUGUUACCCAAACACAUUUUAUUUCUAGGCCUAUGUACACUUGAGUCACUGUUGCCUGUUUCCUCUCAAGGAAUUUAUAAUCAUAGUACUAUCAUUCAAAAAGCAAGACAAUGAUCAUUGUUGUAUUUCAGGAAGAUGAUCCACAGCUCACUUUCAAUUUGACCCAAAGCCUAUAUAGGAACAAGAAAAUUUCCAAACUCCCCAAAAGGCAGUCUGAGAUCAUAUUUUAUUUUAUUUUAUUUUAUUUUUGGGUGGCUGUCUUCUAAUUUGGAGAAAUAAUCACGAUUAUGCAAUCUAAAAUAAAAUAAAUCAAAUUCUCAAUUUUUCUCAAAAAAUUAUAUUCUAUAAAAUGAACAUCUGGUUGGGAUGUUUGUAAAGAUUAUUUUGCUCCUACUUAGGAUUUAGACUAACAUUUGUGCUACUGUUAAUUGUGAAGAGGUCAUUAUAAUAUGUGCUUGAUGCGUCUUAACCAGCAGAACAGGUUUCAGUGUGUAUUUAUAUUGUUUUUCCAUCCCUGGAGUGUCAUGAAGUCACUCUAGAAAGGGUCACUCUACAUCCUAUUUAUACUUCUGUUUCGUUAUAUACUACUCAGGGAAAAUAGAACAAAAAAUAUUCUUCCCUCAGUUUCAUUUCCUUGAAACAAUAAUUGUUAAUUUGGUGUGUCUCCACUCAGUGUUUUUAAUCAGAACUCAGAGUGACUGGGGAAGCUUGGUUAGCCUCUGGAACACCUAAAGAUGGAGAGAAGGCUCCUGGGCUUUGGGGGUGCCGGUCAUUUUGUCUUAGAAUGCUGGUCCCUACCACGGAUGACACCUAUACAGGGCUUUCCCACACAUGCCACUUUUGAAGUCGCCAUCUAGAAAGGGACAAUAGCUUCCUCUAAGUACCAACUGGCCUGGCUGGUCCUCUGGCUCUUGCCUAAGGGAGGCCCACCCCUCAACUCUCCAAUCCUGUAGGGUGAAGAGCAAAGAGAAGGGGAGGUCACUGUCUGAUGCUGCUUUUUAUUACUAGAGCUUAAGGUGCUGACUUAAAAAAAAAAAAAAAGGCUGUCUAGCAACAGGAAGAAUACCUUUUAAUCCAUUAACUCAGAGUGGGUAGCAAUAUGCCAUUUCCCCUUUGCUUUCUCUGGUUUCUGUUUCUGCUGGGUAAAACUGGAGAGGAUAUACCACUAAACACUUCCCCACAUAUAUUGCUGGUUUUACUGGACAGGAUUUACCAGCCUGUAUCUCCUCAACAAUGAAUUCAUUCAGAGAAUCUAGUUAUUCUGUAUUUUAAAUGGCAGAAAGCAAUUUUAAAUUGCCAUCAAAAUAACCAUGAAAGUUUUAUUUUUGAAGAGUAGAUUAAACAUUUAAGACCAGUGCUUUUCCUGUUUAAAACCUGUACCUCCUCAGUGUUCAACUUGUAUAUUGAUGAGUAAAUCUGGACAGUAAUACUUAUGUUCAUAAGUAUGAGCUCAUUGAUUCUAAGAGUUCUAUAUGAUAACUGGCACAUUCUUGAGAGAGUAGACUUGUCUAGAGUAUUUGCCACUGCUACGUCCCCAUUGAGGAUUGGUCUGCUCAAACGCAUAGUUACAAACCAGUAUUUUGAAGGGUUUUAUUCAGUCUUUAAUAGUCUGCCCUGGCUGAAAUUCAACACACCCAGUUUAACCGAGGUGCAGAAUUCUAGCUUAACACUGUGACUGCUGUAACCUUACCUGUCCCAAGGACCAUAUAUACCUGUUACACUCCACCAGUCGGAAUUUGAGGAAUGGCUGAUCAUUUAUACACUUGCCUUGGAUGCUAAAUUUCUGCUUCCCACUGCCCUUGGAAAAGAAAGUUUGUAUCAGUGAGGCUUCUGAAUGCAGAAGGGAGAGAUUUGCGUCUAAAACAAAUCUACUCUGCAUUUCAGAGUUCGAUGGAUUAGGAUGUAGCCAUUCCCUACAGUGAUUUUUCUGUAACACCAAGUCGUCAAAUCUAUUUGUAGCGAGUGACUCUCCUUACGGAGGAAAAUUCAAAGUGGAAUUUCCCAUGUUGAUAUUUUCUAAGGAUGCUCUUGUAAUCAAUGACUCAGCUGCUUUUUAAGGCUCUUGUUGUACAGAGGGUGCAGCCCAUUACGUUUUAAUUAGUAGGCUGCUCAAUAAUGUUUUGUAUGUUCUCAGAUAACAAUUUAUUUUAAUAGGUUUUUAACACAAUGCAAACUCCAGUGAAGAACUGACAAGACACUCCGUAGGUCAUCGAUUGGGGAGACUCUGUCAAACAGAACCUAAUGACACAUUUAUACGCCAGCUAAUUUGUCUUGCCUUUAAAACUGGUGGUGACUCUCAAUGCCAUUUUUUAUAAAGCAAGGGACAGCCUAUCUGUUCUAUAAACAGCACUUCAAAGAGCUAUGUAGAACCACUGCCUGAAACUGAUCCAGUGAUACACAGCCACCUCUAGCUAUGCUUUCUUACAUUUUGCUACUGUAACUAGCACUGGAAUAUAAUGUAAAGCCAAAAGUCACAGAGCAAGGGGAAGUCAAAUGACUAAGCAGUUUCUCGGAUGCCUGCCUGAAAUGGAAGAGUGGCUGGUUGCUGCCCUUUGCCAUCUGUAUGUCACUGCUCCCUGCAAGGGCUCUGUUUUGGGCUAACUUAUUUGGGAGGUUGUUUUGUUAAUGAUCUUCUCUGUCCUUUCGUGGUGGUGGGGCACAUGUAGAGUGUUUGACAGACUUAAAAUAUGUCUCUUUCCCCAUUUUAAAUGUCUUUGGUUCUGUCUACACCCGUCUGUCAUUGAAAUCCGUUUGCCACCGACUUGAUCACACAUAAAAAGACUCCUGUCUUGAAUGAAAAUACAGUCUUUCUUCUGUCACCUUUAUGCACAUGAAGGCACCUCCACACCAGAAGGAGAGCCACGUGAGGCAAUAGGAAUGAAAGGGGCAUGGAUUCCUGUGACCUGAAAGUCCCAUCCUGUUAAGGUGAAGACUCCUGGCUUCACCUCUGCCUUCCCUUCCAGCUGAGGGCUGGCAGAGUCCUUCUGACCCGAGAGAAGCCUCGGCUCCCACAGCCAGUGUUCACAAUAUUUCCUUUUGCCUUCCCAGGUGGAGGCUAUCAUAUGGUGGUCUGUGCUUUUUUUUUUAUUAUUAUUAUUCCAAAAUAUUUUUUAAAAGAAGUGUUAUUUUUCAACUGAUCCACAAGUCAGUUCUCAUUGUACGGUGAAUUGAAACCAUCACUGUGUCAGCUUAAGCUGUGUGGUGAUGAACCAUAGCCACUCUUGUUAGUCUGUGUCUUCAGAGCUGCACGGUGGCUUAUUGCUGGCUUUUAAAGGUGUUUUUUAACUUACAUGUUUUUUUUUUCUUAUU